Moneuplotes crassus is the source of this 745-nucleotide messenger RNA. The record is from the annotation of a GenBank genome assembly. Lineage: Eukaryota; Ciliophora; Spirotrichea; Euplotida; Euplotidae.
AAAAAACACUAUAAUGACUAGUAUGAACUUUGAGACUAAGGUCUCUACUGUGGAUGACUUCGAUCCCGUAGAAGAACAGAAAACUGGGAAGACCAUUAAGUACUACACCUACACUGUGAAGGGCAAUAAGAAGAGAAUCGAGGAGAGAAAGAAGAAAUGGAAAAUCUUCAACAAAGAUACUGGCGGUGCCAAAGAAAGAAUCGGAAAUAUGCAGAAGGAAAAUCACAAAGAUCUCGACAUUGUCCAGAAAAUGCAGAAGAGAAGAGGCCUCAAGGACCCGAAGCUGGAAGAAUUCCAAAAGAGAUUAAACGAAGUUGACUCUGGAGCUGCCCAAGAGGAGCUCAGAAAGAAGGAAAUCGAGAGGCAGAUUUUCCUUGAAGAGAAGAGGAAGAGAGAAAUGGAAAGCCAACUCCCUGGCUCCCUCCAAGGAGUCAAUGUUGAUGACCUUGAUAUGAGAUCUGUCAAGGUUAGCAGUAUCCCAGAAUCAUGCACUGAAGAAGAGCUUAUUGAGAUUUUCUCACAGUACGGUAAAGUAUGGAGAUGUAAAAUUCCAAUCUCCUAUGGAAGAAAUGGCAAACCCCUCACUAAGCACAAAGGAUUCGGAUUCGUUAACUUUGAGCGUGAAGAAGAUGCUAAAAGGGUUGUUGAUAUGCACGAAGUUGAAUACGGCUUCACAUUCCUAUUGGCUGAAUACGGAAGAAAGCCAAAAGACAGAUCAUAAUCUAUUGAUUCAAACCAUUCAAUC